Messenger RNA from Hippocampus zosterae (dwarf seahorse), 1980 nucleotides. It is a transcript of the gene ghrhrb, whose product is annotated as growth hormone releasing hormone receptor b. Gene Ontology annotation, cellular component: plasma membrane. The transcript has 14 exons. The record is from RefSeq and is a predicted model, not a curated record. Gene Ontology annotation, molecular function: vasoactive intestinal polypeptide receptor activity; G protein-coupled peptide receptor activity; peptide hormone binding. Gene Ontology annotation, biological process: cell surface receptor signaling pathway; adenylate cyclase-modulating G protein-coupled receptor signaling pathway. Lineage: Eukaryota; Metazoa; Chordata; Actinopteri; Syngnathiformes; Syngnathidae. The coding region runs from base 378 to 1766 and encodes 462 amino acids.
CUGCGCUUGCGUUCAACUCCGCCUCUCUCUGCUUUCCUCUCGCUUUUUCAUGGCAAAUGACGGCUCCACCGCCCUCCCCGCUGCAUUUGACCGGCGCGGGUUUUUUAUCGCUCGCCUCCACCUGCGCCUUUCGCGCGCACGCACGCACGCACCCGCGCGCGCGCGCGCAUCCUCCUCGGCUGACUUGAGUCCGGCUGCUCAUUGUCAGGCGCGCAACUCCCCCCUCGCUGUCGCUUUCCAACUCGGAACGUCAGCCGCCGCGCAGCUUUUCAAUCUGCUUUGUCGCCGGGAAGGAUCGUCCACGAGCGGCACGUUCGCCUCGGGAGGCUUCUUGUGUGCAACGGGUGACGACCUUUCUUCGGCCGCGUCUGCUGCAGAUGCUCUGGGAAACGUCCACCCGGCUCCUCCCUCCUGCCUGCUUUUUGGGGUCCACCACCACCAGCAGCACCAGCACGCAAGGUGACAAAUCCAAACAGACGGCGGCCAUGCACCCGGACUGCGCCCUGGUGCUCCAGCACAUGAAGGCUCAGGAAGAAUGCGGCCGCCUCAUCGUGCGGGAGCAAAAGCAGCGCUCUGCCGCCGCGGGCUGCCCGACGCUGUGGGACGAGAUUCGCUGCUGGAAGGCUGUCGAGGUGGGACGGGCGGUGGGCGUGGCCUGCGCCAAUAUCUCACAGCUCUUUGAUAACAAAGGUUCCGUCUACCGGAACUGCACGGAGGAGGGCUGGUCCGAGCCGUACCCGACCUACGCGGACGCCUGCCGCUUUGCGGACGACGCUCCGGCGGAAUCCCAGACCACGUACUUCUCCAACUUCAAGCGGGUGUACACGGCCGGCUACGCCGCCUCGCUGGUCUCCCUGCUGUCCGCCAUUUUUGUCUUUGCGGUCUUCAGGAAGUUCCACUGCACCAGGAACUACAUCCACAUCAACCUGUUCUUGUCCUUCGUUCUGAGAGCCAGCGCCGUCUUCAUCAAAGACCAAAUUCUUUUCUCCGAUCAAGACCUGGACCACUGUUUCAUGUCCACUACAUCCUGCAAAUCGGCAGUGGCCUUCUUCCAGUUCAGCAUCCUGGCCAACUACUUCUGGCUGCUGGUGGAGGGCAUGUACCUGCAGACGCUGCUAGCGCUCACCUUUGUCUUCCAGAAGAAGUACUUCUGGUGCUACGUUCUCAUCGGUUGGGGUGCGCCGUCGACCAUUAUAAGCGCCUGGAUCUUGGCCCGCAACUUCUACGACGACAGAGGCUGCUGGGAUGACACGGACGUGGCCUUCAUCUGGUGGAUCAUAAAAGCGCCAAUCACCCUCUCCUUGCUGGUCAACUUCACGAUCUUUGUCAACGUGAUCCGCAUUCUGGUGCAGAAGCUGCGACCUCCCGCCGUGGCCGGCAACGACGGCGCUCACUUCAAGCGACUGGCCAAAUCCACCCUGCUGCUCAUUCCGCUUUUUGGGAUGCACUACAUGGUGUUCGCUUUCCUGCCGGAGAACACGGGCGCCGAAGCUCGUCUUUUCAUCGAGCUGGGCUUGGGAUCCUUUCAGGGAUGUGUGGUGGCCUUCCUCUACUGUUUCUUCAACGGCGAGGUGCAGGCGGAAGUGAAGAAGCGCUUUUGGAAGUGGCAGACUCAGAAGGACCUGCGCUACAGUCGACGACGCCGAACCUUGUUGGCCGAGAGCAGCACGCUAACGCAGAUUUCCGUCCUUGACAAAGGCAGCCCCAAAGACGAGGGCGGCCGCGGGCCCGGCGCGGCCCCGCCCUGCCACGUCUCCGCCGUUUGAGGAGCGGCGGGCCGGCGCGUCGCAGCGCCGCUGUUGGCCACCAGACGGGAACCCAAUCCGGUCCGGCUCGUUUGAACGUCUCUUUGGGUUUGGCGCGGCGCCGGCGGGUUUGGAAAAUGGCGCCAGCGCGUGCGGACGGGGCGGUCGCGGCGAACGACGGCCACGCCGCGGCAUCCCCGUUCCCAUCUUUGUCCAAUAAAAUCGUUGUUGUGCA